This is a messenger RNA of Oncorhynchus gorbuscha (pink salmon), 3673 nucleotides long. RefSeq lists its product as uncharacterized. The transcript has 2 exons. Gene Ontology annotation, molecular function: zinc ion binding; nucleic acid binding. The record is from RefSeq and is a predicted model, not a curated record. NCBI's taxonomy places the organism in Eukaryota, Metazoa, Chordata, Actinopteri, Salmoniformes, Salmonidae. The coding region runs from base 1247 to 3658 and encodes 803 amino acids.
UUUCCUCCCUUCUGUAAUAAGCAGCCAAUGAGUUCUCACGGAAGGUGAUAAUUCUGACUAAAAUUACAGAAUAAAGCCGCCAGUUAAAAUCAAGGAACGGUUGUGCUCGUGGUUACUGAAGGGAGCUACAGUGAGAACUCAAUGCUCUUCACGAGCAAGAGAGAAAGAAGAAUCACAUCCAGCUGUAAAACGUCUACAAGAUUCCCAAAUCCUGGUAGACCCUGUCAUCUGCCAGAUAAGAGUUUUGCACCUACCUGCAAACUAAGAAGAAAAUCUCCACAUAAGGAAGCAUCGUGAGGCAACAUAAGGUCAAGACUAACAGGAAAGUCAGACACGCAAGUACAAGUCAAGGUGUUUGAAGGUGGUCCUAGCCUUGUGAACAGCUAAUAAGAGACUUUAAGAUUACAAUUCGUAAGGACUGGAGAUAGUUGUCUAUUUCAUAAAUACUCUGGUAUUAUGCAUUUGCUCUUUCUAUCUUAAUGUAUCACUGGUAUGUGUAUUACUGAAAAAUAUUAUUUGAUACUUACUAAAAAUAUAUAUAUAGUCACAAACAUUAAGGGUCAGCAUACACCUAUUAAUUAUAUAUUCACAUGUAAGUUAAUAGUGUAAUUGUUUGGUAAGGUGUUUGUUCAAGCCUUUGUUACAAGCAUUAUACAUGUUUAUACCACGUACUGAGUUUUAAAUUACAGUGAAUUAGAGUAUAAAUUACCUACUCACUUAUCCAAACCUUAGCUAGAAUUGAUUUGACUUGAUUUAGAAUGUCAAAAGAGGUAGUUUCACUAAAGGUGAUAGAGAUGGGGUGGGUCAAGUUGAGCAGCUGCAGCAACACCUCGCAAACUUUGAGCCUUCAUCAGAACAAACAGAACAGCAGGAAGAGGCCCAGACUGGUGUGGAGUCACUUCGGCCAGUGAAUGAUGAUACAGAGGCUGCUAAUGAGAUAGCACAACAAGAGCCACGAAAAGGUGAGAGGGUCCGCAGGUUAACUGAAAAGGGCAGAGAACUGCGCGACGAAAGGUGGAGACAGCUCGAACAUCGUUUCAGGGUCAGCUAUGAGAAGUGGAAGGCUCUGGUAAAGGAAGCAAAACUGUCACUGACAGGCUGUUGCUCUGAAGACCUACUAGAAGACCUCUUAAACAAGAUUAGCCAUACCUCAACAGAGCUAAACCUUGUCUACGUAAAUUUGCGUCAAAUCGACAUUCCCGACAACGAUAUACGACGCAGAGUUGAUACUUGUGAAGCAGUUACAAUGUCUAUUAUCAAGACUGUAAGGUGUCAUUUAAAAUGCAGGGAAGAAGGUCAAAGUAACCAGAUAGAGUUGCACUGGAAGGACAGCAAUUCCUUGUGCAUGUCUGAACUCUCACAUAAGUCAAGUCUCAACUAUCAGCCCUCAAGUGCUUCCUCCCAGUCUCAAAGCAACUCAAAGGUCAACUCCAGACGCUCAAGCGUGUCAUCUGUCAAGAGACAAGAGGCUGCGGCGGAAGUUGCUGCUAACCAAGCAGCUUUAGAAGUAAUGGUUAAGCAAGAACGCCAACUAGAAGAGCUUCAGCGACUUGAAGAUGAAGAUAAGAAGAGGACAGCGGAGCAAGAAGCUGAGGCUGUGAAACGCAGCUUAGAAGAAGCUAGGCUGCGAGUCAAGUUAGAGGUAGAAAAUGCUGCCAGACGAAGGACACUAGAAGACAAGCGUAGAGAGUUAGAGCGCCUAGAAGUGCUCAAGAAACUAAAUGCUGCCAAGGCGCGAAUGCAAGUGUAUGAGCAAGAUGAAAACUCAGAGGACGAGAAGAGAGAACUACUCUCUAACUGCAAAUCUGUGAAAGAAGUCACGCACAGAAGUGGCUCAUUUCACAGUCUCUCACCACAACAUGUUGUGACAAGCACACAGCAAGAAGAUGGCACCAAGACCAUGUUCAGGUUACUAGCGGAAUCAAUCAGUGAAAGCCGCCUCCCCAUACCAGAACCAGUAACAUUCAAUGGAGAGCCUCUCUCGUACACUGACUGGAAGGUCUCUUUUCAGACUCUGAUAGACAGGAAGAACAUACCAACAACUGAGAAGAUAUAUUACUUAAGAAAAUAUGUCGGUGGGCCUGCCAAGAAAGCCAUCGAAAGUUACUUUAUGUUAGGAACAGAAUCAGCCUACCAUGCUGCUUGGACCAUUCUUGAAGAAAGGUACGGAAACAAAUUCUUCAUCGCCAAGUCUUUCAGAGAUAAGCUCAAUGCAUGGCCUACAAUAGGAUCCAAGGACAGUCUUGAACUUAGAGACCUUGUAGACUUUCUUCGCAGCUGUGAAGCUGCUAUGUCUCAGAAUAAGGGCCUGGAGGUGCUUAAUGACUGUAAUGAAAACCAAAAGAUCCUCGCUAAACUUCCAGAUUGGCUAACUUCAAGAUGGAAUAGAAAGGUCACAGACAUCUUAGAAGAAACGGAGAUCUUUCCUAGUUUCAGUCAGUUUGUGAAGUUUCUCACGAGAGAAGCCAAGAUUGCUUGCAAUCCUGUAACAUCCCUUCAUGCUUUGAAACCAAGUGAAGAUGGGAAACUUAAGACGCCAAGGAUUCAAAACCCCGGAGCAAGGGUAUUAGCAACUAACUCUGAUGAGAAAGAUACUGUUACUAGUUGUGUCUUCUGUGAGAAGUCAGGUCACAGUCUCCACAAAUGCUGGAAGUUCAUGGAUAAGCCCGCCGCAGAGCGACAGAAGUUUGUUCAAGAGAAUAAAUUGUGCUUUGGCUGUUUAAGGCCUGGGCAUCGAUCGAAAGAUUGUGAUAACAGGAACACCUGCGACACGUGUCAGAGGAGGCAUCCAUCCUGCCUGCACGAAGAUCGUAGUAAAGAAAGGUUAAGGGAUAGGAAGACAGAGCCCCCACGAGAUAAGGGGACAAGAGCGUCAAGUGAGGCCAUAUCUAACAGAGUCGUAAGGGACAUUAACACUCACACCUCCACAAUCAUUCCAGUAUGGGUGUCAACCACAAGUGAGCCAGAUCGUGAAGUUCUUGUGUAUGCACUUCUUGACACCCAGAGUGACACCACUUUUAUCCUUGAAGAGACAACAAAGGCUCUCAAUACAAGGAAGGAGCCAGUCCAACUGAAACUCUCUACAAUGGCUUCAAGAAAUACCACUGUGCCCUGCCAGAAGCUGUCUGGUUUGCAGGUUAGAGGGUUUUACUUGGAGAAGAAAAUCCCUCUGCCAACGACCUACUCGAGAGAGUUUAUUCCUGCAAACAGAGAUCAUAUUCCUACUCCAGAGACUGCAAGAGCAUGGUCUCAUCUUGAACACAUUGCAGAGGAGAUUGCUCCUCAACAGAGCUGUGAUGUCGGUCUCUUAAUUGGCUACAACUGCUCCCAGGCUCUCCUUCCAAGAGAAAUUGUGUCUGGUAAGGGAAAUCAGCCUUUUGCUCAGAGAACAGAUCUUGGCUGGAGCAUAGUCGGCUAUGGAAAUCCAUGUAUCGACUAUGGCGACCCUAUUGGAGUGAGUCAUCGGGUUAUCGUUAGACAGGUGAUGCCAAGCCUUCAAUCUUCUUCCAACCUCACAAAUCAAGUACACCAUGUUUGUAGAACACAUGUAAGAGAGGUAAUCACAACACUGGACAUUAUCAAGACGCUUGAAUCUGACUUCAACGAGAGAGAGCUGCAGAAGAGGACCUCAUAUCUCAAGAGGAUAUCCGGUUCCUGAAGAAAAUGAAAGAGG